UGUCUUUGGUAAGCUGGUAAACUGACAUUUAAGCUAAAUUUGCUGUUUUGCAUCUGUACAAAAAAUCCUGUCUGUCUACGUGCUCGCUACAACUGACUAAAUCUCUGGAUUCACCGGUGACAAGCCGUCCUGGAAGUCAGCCAUGAGGUUUGUGACGCAGAGUCAAGCCAGGCAGCUCCUGCACAACAAGUUUGUGGUGGUGCUCGGCGGCUCAGUGCACCGCUCCAUCUACAAAGACCUUGUUGUGCUGCUUCAGAAAGACCGCUACCUGACUCCCUCUCAGCUCAAGUCCAAGGGGGAGCUGUCUUUCGAGCGAGACUGCCUGGUGGAAGGUGGGCAGCGAGGUCCCAUGACCAACGGCACAGAGUACCGGGAGGUGAGGCAGUACCGCUCCGACCACCACCUGCUGCGCUUCUACUUCCUCACACGAGUCUACUCUCCCUACAUGGAGAGCAUCCUGGAGGACUUCCGCUGCGGCCUCAAGCCUGACGUCGUCAUCGUCAACUCCUGCCUGUGGGACAUCACCAGGUACGGCCGUAAGUGUCUCCCAGAAUACAGAGAGAACCUCCAUAAGUUCUUUGGACAGAUGAAAGCCACUGUUUGCCACGACUGUCUCAUCCUGUGGCUGCUGUCCAUGCCGGUUGGCAAGAAGAUCAAGGGUGGAUUCCUCGUGCCUGAAAUCCACCACUUAGGCCCCACGCUGCGCUACGAUGUGAUCGAGGCCAACUUCUACGGUGGUCGGCUGGCCAGUGCCUACGGCCUGGACGUCCUGGACCUGCACUUCCAGUUCCGCUUCAGCCUGCGCCAUCGUAUGCCAGAUGGUAUCCACUGGGACGCCGUGGCCCACCGACGCAUCACCAGCCUGCUGUUGCAGCACAUCGCCCAGGCCUGGGGAGUCCAGCUGUACAGUUCAACCCCCCCUUCAGGACAAGUGUUUCAGAGCAUGGAGCUGAGGAGGCGAGACUUCACCCACCACAGUCCCACACCAGUCUGGCUGCGUCCCAGGCCCCUGCUGAACUCAGCGUUCCAGAGCCAGAGUCUGGUUCAUUACAGGGAGAGCCACGUCAGCCCAGCCUGGUUUCAGCGUCCUGUGCCUCCACACUCAGUGUUUCAGAGCAUGGAGCUGAGGAGGCGAGACUUCACCCACCACAGUCCCACACCAGUCUGGCUGCGUCCCAGGCCCCUGCUGAACUCAGCGUUCCAGAGCCAGAGUCUGGUUCAUUACAGGGAGAGCCACGUCAGCCCAGCCUGGUUUCAGCGUCCUGUGCCUCCACACUCAGUUGGGCCUGUGCAUCGCCCAGUGGCCCUCCGGUUCGGCAGGCAACAGGACGAGGCUGGUGGUGUUCAGUUUAACCACUAUUACCAUAACAGAGUCAUCUACCUUCCCAUUAUGCUCCUGGAAGAGCUUGGACCUCCUCCAGCUCGAGGUUUCCCUGCAGCUGGUAAUGCGAGGCUCAGCAGACACUAUUACAGCCCUUCACCUGCGCCCGGCAUGUGGAUGUGCCAGCACGUUGGUGUCAGAGCCAGCUUCUCACAACUGCGCUUCGAUGUCAACACAAGCCAAGGUUUUUACGGGACUUUCCCUCCUGAGCACCGACCAGCAGAUCGCCGUGUAACGAGGCGACGCAGUGGCAGGGUUCACCCUUACCACCCACACCUUUUCCAGGUGACACCCAGGCACCACGCCUAUGGGUGGUGAGGGCCACAUACACUCAGACUCUUUACGGAGUGGAAGCAGGGGCCCUUGAUUCAACAUUGACUGCAUGAUUUCCAGAGAGUAAUGAUUCAGAGGUGGUGAGUCACUGCUGGUGUUCUUGUUGGCAAAUAAAGUGGAUAAGGGGAACCAAGGUUAAAUGAAAGAGAAUUUCAAGUCCAAAGCUGUAGCUGGACAUUGAUGAAUGUUUAAUUAAGGUCUGUCGGACAGCGACAUCUACCAGACCCACGUUUGCAAUACAAUCAUGUGUGCCAGACAAUACGCAUUGAAGACUCUUCAAACUUUCAGCAUGGUGUGAAUUAAUUAUCAAAUGUGUUUGAGUUAAAAGAUUUUAGAUUAUUGAAUCGAUGCAAGAAGAAUUUUGAAUGGUUUGAUUGAUAUACAAUGUUGAUAAUAAAAAUAUUUCACGCUC
Messenger RNA from Myripristis murdjan (pinecone soldierfish), 2126 nucleotides. Its product is annotated as PC-esterase domain-containing protein 1A-like. Bases 143 to 1699 code for a protein of 518 amino acids. The transcript is spliced from 13 exons. The record is from RefSeq and is a predicted model, not a curated record. Lineage: Eukaryota; Metazoa; Chordata; Actinopteri; Holocentriformes; Holocentridae.